UGAGGUAUUCCACUGUGUGAUGAAGCCAGGUUUUAUCGCUGUUAACUGGGACUCUCGCCGAACUGAAUCCUCGGAUCAUCCUCCAAUGUCCGCAUGUAAGCGCGUGACUCCGGGCUUCUCGGCCGGUCCCAGAAAAUGCUUCAGUCUAGCAUUUUCGCCCCUGAUUUCUCACACGUCACGAUGGCGACUGUCCAGCAGGUCCGCUCAUCUUCGCAACAACAACAUAAAAUGGCAUGCUCUCAAAUUCUCACUCGUCUGUUCUCAUUAUGAAAUUAUUCGGCGUGGACGAAUAGGAAGAAGAGGCGACGUUGGGAGCGUCCAAUGAGAGGUAAGUAUGGGGUAAUAUGUUAUUAAGACAAUGCACGACUGGAUGCAUGAGAAAGCCAAGGGAAAGGAGCCGCGUGACACCAGCCGCAGACUCUUCAUCCAUCCCAGCAGGCCAGGCCAGGCCAGCCUGGGCAGGGCAACGUUGGCUGGCGCUGGCGCUGGCGCUGGGCAAUUGUGGACAAAGCAAAGCAAAGCAAAACCCGCCCGGUAUCCAUCAGCCAGGUAUAAUAAGGUCACUUUUCGUCUCCAGUUGUCUCCAUUAUUGUACAUUCCGAAAGCCGGACAUGAUACUGUAUAAUCAGGGCACAGUGGCGUCCGUCGAGUCACUCCCUCACACGGCACGGCAGAGAUAAUCUCUUUCUUUCAUUAACUUACCUGCCCAAUUCACACUCCGUCUUCGCUUCGCCUCUGUUUUCUUGCUCCUCCCUCGUCAAAGACCCUGAAGUACUUUUAAGGCUGCAUCCCCGUCCCCCGUGCCUCUCGACUACCUAGAGACACAACAAACAAGCAGCCAUACCGCUCCAAUCUCCAACAGCACCAAGCUUGCUAAACUAGUUUCCUUGACACAACACCCACCGCGUGCUCCUCACUUGACACGCACUUGGCAGCUUAUUACUCAACACAUUCCAAUCCGGGGUAGCAGACGAGGGCGGGGAAGCUUCCACCGGGUGUUUCCUUGACUAAAUAGAAGGGGAUCGUGUGUCAGAGUUUCCUCAGCAUCACGACUCGCCUUCCAAACAGAGCACAACUCCAUCGCAUCACCUCUCGAGGUCCGUUGCGUGCCUGACUACGAGAAAAUUCAUUCGCUAGGGUCUUUGUCCCAGGAAGCGAAUCCCGAGCGCGCUACCAGCUCACCUUCUACCUGAACGUUGUACCAUAUAAACACCUCCGCGGACCUCGAUCGUUUAAGAAGAGACCAGCUGAAUUAAUCUCUAUCAGAAUGGCAGUUUCACCUACUGAGUUUGCUGGCCGCAAGGUCGCGCCUUUGCCAUACAUGUCCGAGAAGAAGACUUCGCCACCAAUCACAGAUCGAAUGGAUCGAGCCUCUUUCUCCAGUACCAAAGAGUCACACACUGGGGGAAUCGCUCAAACAUUCACCGAAACCAAGACCAGCUCGUACUUGCGAAAUCAAUAUAACCAUGACGAAGAGGCUAUCCUUGACGACUCGUCUUCCGGUUCAAGAACACCACCUGAGCUCAUGAGAACCGAUUCUGGAAGAGGAAUGUUGACCAACCCCCAUAGUUCACUUCAUGGAUUCGUAUGCCCUUGUGAUGGAUUCAAGGGAUGGAAGGGCAUCAGCGUGAGAGGGAGAAUCGCGAGCAAGAGUUCGGGGGAUUUGAAGGGCUUGGCAAGAUGGGACUGGGAUUCGGAUGUUCAGAUGACGGGCACGACCGUCAAGGAGGUGAAGGAGAAAGGACGACAUGCCGCUGGAAAAAGCCCACUUGAAUCGCUCCCCAUGGAAUUACUUGGCUCCAUCAUUGACCAAUUGGCAACCGAUAUCCCUCCAAACGGCUUCACAGCUAGGAACAUCGAUCUGAUGUCUCUACUUCUCACAUCACGAGCUAUUCAUUCAGCAACAUUGUCCACUCUGUAUGCUCAAGUCACCAUUCCACACUCGAGAAUCUUCCGCAAAUUCCUCUCCCACAUCAGCUCUCACCCUGCUUUGGGAACGAUUGUUCGCCGUCUGGAUUUCUCCCACUUCAACCCGACAGGAGCCGGGAUGACCGCUAGAGAGCGUGCACAAACCCAGAAUCUCAUCCCCGAGACUCUUCUUCAAUCUCUUCUCCUCACCACGAACCUCCAGGAAUUCCUUGCUCAAGAGCACAUUGACGAUGAGCUUUCUCCCGCAGUCUUGAAGACAUUGCUCUGCGACCUCCCAAAGUUGAAGGCAUUGGAUCUCUGCGCCUGCUCUUCGACAUCCUUCCGUGAUUCAUUCAACGCUAUAAUCAGCUCUCAGAUCCUGCCGGCUGCUCUUCCCAUCGCCCGAUUGAGUCUCCACGAAUGCACGAUUCUUCCAUCCUCGGUUUUGGACGCUCUCCUUCCACGUCUGCCGCGUCUUACACAUCUUGAUGUAGCACACACGCGCAUUACCGACGCAGCACUCCACUCGAUCCCACAUACGGCCCGCCUCACCCAUCUCAAUCUCAGCAAAUGCUCGCUCCUCUCCGGCGCUUCAGUCGUCAAAUUCCUCACCACCCACCCCGCAGCAAAGAGCCUGAUCUACUUGAACCUCGCCAUGGACGUCAAAUCCGCCGAGAUGCUCUCCAACGCCGACAUCACAGCUCUCCUCCCACACCUCCCUACGACUCUCCGCUCUCUGAACCUCAAGGGAUCCAAGAUGGGUAAGGAGCACAUCGAGCUCCUCCUCCCGCUCACCAAGCACGUCGAAGAGCUAGGUCUCGGCCGACACUUAGGUCUCCGCGAACUUACCCGCCUCUUUGUCCCAGAUUCCAACCUCUCGCUCGCGGAACAAGUAGCCUGGAUUCCACACUCGCUCCGCUAUGUCGAUGUUUCCGAUCUAUCCAUUUCACAGAUGGAUCUCGGCACUCUAUUCGGCUCCAGCUGUCCAGUUCUCAAGACUAUUGCCGAGCCCCUGGAAGUCCUGGAAUUGAGCGCAGAGGUAUUGAAGCGUCUCGAGAAAGCACCAGAUGUCAAGCGCGUGGGAUGGUGUAUCAAGGAAGCUGGACGAAGAGGAUGGCUGGUUCGAUUGCCGAGGGAGGGAGGCGUCAAGGAUGAGGGUGGGAGAAGUUGGAAGUGGGGUGCUACGUAUUGGGGGAUGAGAAAGGUUCCUGUUGCGAGGGCGGAAGUUGGUGGUAUUUAUGGUGAGUUUUUGAGUUCUCGAGUCUUAUUUGAGUGAGCGAGUACUGAUCUUAUCCUCCAGGACAUUAUAUGUUCAAGAAGAACUGAAAAUCCACAGCUAUCCACACCUGGCAUGUAGAGCACUCCGAAGCCGAGUAGUUUCCGGAUACAACAACUGCAACACAGAGUCACAGUCUACAACUCAGUUUGCAGCGUACAUACAACUUCAUGCUCCACUUUCCCCACGAAACAUACUUCUCUCAACGCCUAUCAAGGAGUACAGGCAUGGACUACUUUCUCCCUUCCUUUUUCCUUUUCGGGACAUUAUCUUUCGGCGUUGGGAAAUUAUAACGAACCAGAAACGAAUGAAUCAGAGACGAAAAAAAGUUGCAUAGCAUAGCAUGGCAUUGGAAUUUCGAGCGUUGAAGUUAAAGUUAAAGCAUUGCAUGGAUGAAAAGAAAAGCGGAAAAGAAAAAUACAUAGCGAUGAGCGAUUUCGUUUAGCGAGCGAGCGAGCGUGUUUGUUUUGCUGGACCUAUUUGUGGUCUAUGGGCGGUGCAAUUCUGUUCGCGUUGACGCUUCGUCUUUGGGGAUCUCUUUGGGGAUCUCGUUGCUAGCUACCUAUGGUUUGGUAUGGCAUGGCUUGGAGAGGUGUAGAUAGGGAGGGAGGGAGUGGUAUUUAGGCAGGCAGGCAAGAAAGCUAGCAAGCAAGCAAGCAAGCAAGCAAUGGAAUACAUAAUCUGAAAGAUACUCCCUCGUUGAGUCGUUGAGGAUCCCUUUUGUGAGGUGAUAAGAGUUUGCGUUGAGCCUGCUACUUGUAGGAUUGAAAUGCUUGGAUGCGGAACCCUUGUGCCAAAUAGUCUCAAUUCUUGUGGUAUGUGUUGGUAGAGAUAUGGUAAAUAGAAAAUCGCUUUCCAAAACUUACCGGAUGGGAAUCUUAGAGGCACUUGACCAACGCAGACAGCCCAACUCACAUACCGCUUCAUCGCGUGCCAUAACGAGAGCAC
Molecule: messenger RNA, 4132 nt
Organism: Cadophora gregata
Lineage: Eukaryota; Fungi; Ascomycota; Leotiomycetes; Helotiales; Ploettnerulaceae
Exons: 2
Coding region: 1268-3184 (638 amino acids)
Source: RefSeq, a predicted model, not a curated record